Molecule: messenger RNA, 399 nt
Organism: Didymodactylos carnosus
Lineage: Eukaryota; Metazoa; Rotifera; Eurotatoria; Philodinida; Philodinidae
Source: the annotation of a GenBank genome assembly
AUGGUUAUUAACGAAACACUUAGAAUGUAUCCACCUAUACUUAGAUUUGAUCGAGUCACAGCUGCUCCAUAUGAACUUGAUGGUUAUCAUUUACCAUCUGGUAUGGCCAGAACGGUAGGACAUGAGUGUGUGUCAGCAAAGUGCAUAGCUUUCUUCGAAAGAUUUUCGUUAUCAGAAAAAGCCAGGCAUCAUCCAUUACAAUUUCUACCAUUUGGUGACGGACCAAGAAACUGCAUUGGAAUGCGAUUUGCAUUACAAGAAGUAAAAAUAGCGAUAGUCAAUGCUUUACGUACUGUUGCGAUUGAGCGUUGUGAAAAAACCGAGGUACCGGUGAAACUAACGAAAAGUCCAUCAUUAGGACCGCAAAAUGGCAUUUGGAUCCGUGUGGCAAAACGAUAA